Messenger RNA from Pogoniulus pusillus (Red-fronted tinkerbird), 4839 nucleotides. It is a transcript of the gene RCOR1, whose product is annotated as REST corepressor 1. Lineage: Eukaryota; Metazoa; Chordata; Aves; Piciformes; Lybiidae. Gene Ontology annotation, cellular component: transcription regulator complex; histone deacetylase complex. Gene Ontology annotation, molecular function: transcription corepressor activity. Bases 882 to 2228 code for a protein of 448 amino acids. The record is from RefSeq and is a predicted model, not a curated record. The transcript has 12 exons. Gene Ontology annotation, biological process: regulation of transcription by RNA polymerase II; negative regulation of DNA-templated transcription.
UCUCCCCUGGCCCCAACGCUAUCCCGCAUCGCCAGCGCCGCUCCCAGCUGGCGGGGCCACCCGCCUCCACUCUCUUCAAGGCACUCCCCGCCGCUGGGAUUCCCCAGCCCCUCGAAGGACAUCUUUCCCCCUGCCUCGCCUCGCAGCCACCCGUUCCAGGGGAGCCUUCCCAAUCGGGUCGCAGGCAAAUCAACGGCACCAACCGGCCCGUGGGUAACGGGGGCUUUGUAUGCAAUCCCAUUCAAACCACGCGGUAACCUUCCGCCGCGAGGGGGGGGAGGGAAAGUAGUCCCUCGCCACCCUCCUUAGGGACUGAGUUCACAGCGGAGCUGUGGACCCCGUUGCUGUUCUCUCCGCGGGCCGGACACAACCGAGGAGCGCCUCUCCAGCGGGACGUGCAAACCCGCCUCUCGCCCACUCCGCUCCGGUGUAGCCCUCGAAGGAAAGGUACCGCUGGGCGGAGAGAUCGCGCAGCCCGCACACGUACAGCCCGACGAUACGCCUCCACCUAACCCAGCAAACGGAAGCGCCGAGCCGCCGCGAUGGACAGAAAGCGCCGUCCAAUAGGCAGACGGGCUGACCUCCCAAAAUGUAGGUUUAGCCAAUGGAAGGGGCAGGAGCGGAGGGGAGGCGGGUUCGGUUAUAGGCAGCAGUGCAGGUUGAACGGAGUCCCAGCGCAGGGCUGGGAUGAGCCUCAAAGUUCAGGGCGAUCGUGGUGGGGGAUGUAGCAGCGCCGCUACCGCCGCGCACCGGCCCGGCCCGCCCCGGCUCCCGCCUUCCUCGGCGCCUCCCCCAGCCCCCCCCAGCAGUUUUUAAACUCUGAUUCCCAGCCUCCCCCCCUUCCCUUCUUCUCCACACCCCCCCUCCCCUUCCUCCCCUAAAUGCCAGCCAUGAUCGAGAAGGGCCCAGAGGUCUCGGGGAAGCGGCGGGGCAGGAACCACAACGCUACCGGCGCGAAUAAUAACAACAACGGUGGUAGCAAAAGUUUAUCUGCUGCCCCCAACGGCAACAGCAGCGGCAACUCCUGGGAGGAGGGUAGCUCGGGGUCCUCCAGCGAUGAGGAGCACGCUGGCGGCGGUAUGAGGGUCGGACCGCAGUAUCAGGCGGUGGUCCCUGAUUUCGACCCCGCCAAACUUGCAAGACGAAGUCAAGAGAGAGAGAAUCUCGGCAUGCUGGUCUGGUCGCCUAACCAGAAUCUGUCUGAAGCAAAAUUGGACGAAUAUAUUGCCAUUGCUAAAGAGAAGCAUGGAUACAAUAUGGAGCAGGCCCUUGGAAUGCUGUUUUGGCACAAGCAUAACAUUGAGAAGUCUUUGGCAGAUCUGCCAAACUUUACUCCGUUCCCAGAUGAGUGGACAGUGGAAGACAAGGUCUUGUUUGAACAGGCCUUCAGUUUCCAUGGGAAAACCUUCCAUAGGAUCCAGCAGAUGCUUCCUGACAAAUCAAUAGCCAGCCUGGUGAAAUUUUACUACUCCUGGAAGAAGACAAGGACUAAAACUAGCGUGAUGGACCGGCAUGCUCGUAAACAAAAAAGGGAACGUGAGGAAAGUGAGGAUGAAAUGGAGGAGGCAAAUGGAAAUAACCCUAUUGAUAUUGAAGUUGAACAAAACAAGGAGAGCAAAAAAGAGGUGCCACCCACUGAAACCGUUCCUCAGGUGAAGAAGGAGAAGCACAGUACACAGGCCAAGAACAGAGCAAAGAGGAAACCUCCUAAAGGAAUGUUCCUUUCCCAAGAAGAUGUGGAGGCUGUUUCUGCCAAUGCGACAGCUGCUACCACUGUACUCAGACAACUGGACAUGGAAUUAGUUUCAAUCAAACGCCAGAUCCAGAAUAUCAAACAGACGAACAGUGCGCUCAAAGAAAAACUUGAAGGUGGAAUAGAACAAUACAGACUUCCAGAGGUUGUUCAAAAAUUUAAUGCACGCUGGACCACAGAUGAGCAGCUUCUUGCCGUGCAAGCAAUCAGGAAAUAUGGCCGAGACUUUCAGGCAAUCUCUGAUGUGAUUGGAAACAAAUCUGUGGUGCAAGUGAAAAACUUUUUUGUAAAUUAUCGACGUCGUUUCAACAUAGAUGAAGUUCUACAGGAGUGGGAGGCAGAGCAUGGCAAAGAGGAGACAAAUGGAACCAACAGCCAGAAGCCUGUAAAAUCCCCUGAUAAUUCUACUAAAAUGUCUGAAGAGGAAGAUGAGGCAACUUCUGUUCUUGAUGUCAGAUAUGCAUCUGCUUCGUGAGAAGGUGCUGUAGCCUAGAACAAUUUGUGUUGACUACUGUGUUAUCCAGGAUAUCAGGUAUUAGCAAACCUCAGACAGCCAUCUGCAUCAUAUCUGUGGACAAGCAGCUAUUACCAAAAAAAGGCAAACGCUUCCAGUCCUGUGCUACAUCUGCCUUAAUCUCCCCUCAUUCCUCCGUAUUGCCUCCACUUCCUUUCAAAGCACCCAGGUAGCUCAGCUUUCCAUUUCAUCAGUGUCCUGCUUAAGCAUUGGGAUUUCUAGAACCAGUAACACCUGUCUGUAAAUUUUGACCAGCCUGGAAAACGAGGAGCUCCUUAGCAGCCCCACAAUAACUACACAUUAGGAGUACUCAGUCCGUAGGGUGUAAGUGCGUAUUGCUGCAUGGCCUCGUGGUCUCCGCUUCCUGUGUUAUUCUUACAGUGACACUAUUGUUAGUGAGCUUUCUAUAAAGGGGCGGCCUGUGCACAUUCCAGUGGUGUCAGGUUUGUUCUGAAGUGACAGGACACGAUGACAAACAGUCUUGAAUAAUGCAAAGUGACAGAAAAUGUUAUUUCUAAGGUUCGGUCAGCCCAAGGCUGUGGAUGUAACUCAUUACACUUCUGGUUUGUGCAAUUCUUUCCACUGUACCUGUAUGUUCUUGCUUCAUAGAAAGCUCCCUAAUUGAGCAUCUUAGUCCUGUAUGUUUUAAUGGCUUUUAUUUAGUGCAAAAGGGAAUACGUAACUAUUUGAUAUGCUAUUUAACCCCUGGCAUUCAGCAUUUGCAUUGUAACUUGUUAAAUGAGUGCUACACAACUUUCUUUUUCCUGAUCCUCUGCGGGAUUAAGUCAAAACAACUUUCUCUGGUGCCUCUCCUUUUGGAAUAUGUGCCUUUUUACAUUUGGCUACCAUAGAUCACUUUCUGUCCCAGUGUCUCAUUCCUCUUCAGAGCGCUGUUUGCCAAAGACAUCAAACUGCUUCUCCUGCUGGAAGUCUGCAUGAGGGUUGGAGCACAAAAUCCAACCUUCCAGGAGUUUUUGGUCUCUCAGAAGUUUACUGGAGAAGGACCAGGUUAAUUUCAUUGGCCAUUUUAACCCUUCUGAAGCACACAUCGCUUUCAUGUUCGGAACCAAAAUAUGCAAUUUAAAAUCUAAGAGGUGCUUUUCCAAAUACUUGGUGCAUGCAGUUUUCAAAUCCCCAGCCCUCUGCUCGGAUAACCUGUGCUGUGGCCUGUCUAGCUGGUGAGAACCAGAUCUGGUCUUGAAAGCCCUAUAUGGGACUUUGCACUUUGAACGAGGCAGUUGCUGACUGCCAAGCAGUGUUCAGAGAAGCUAGAAGCAGCAGUAUUACUCCUUGUCCAGUGGAAAGCUGCAAAAUAACACUAGUCACAAAGCAUUUUAAAAUGGUUCAUGAUGUUGGGAGAAACCAUCAGGUGACCUCCUUUGCCUCUCUUCCUCUACACAGAUUUCAGGCCAAGCUGGCACACAGCAAUGUAUGGCAGCAGCCUUUUAACUCUGAAAUCAUCUAGUUCAUGUCCUGGCCUGCAGCUGGGGUGCUGCAGCUCAAAAUCUAGCCCUGAAAUUAGUGCUGAUGCUUGCGCUGCUGGGCUGUGCCAGGUUGUGUGCUGUGUGGGCUCUGUUCUUUGUACCUAAACAAGGGAGGAUCAUUCCAGCCAGGUGACAGUCAGUUCUGACUGCACCUUUUGUGGUGUAGAAAGAAAGGCAGAAGAGGUGGCCUCGUGUACACUGAGGUGGUAUCCUCUUUGGGCCUUGUGUGAGGAAAGCAAUUAGACAUCAGAAAUGAAGCAACAACAUACAGGCAAAAGAGCAGAUAGGCAUUACUUAGGGCAAGCUAGAGCAUGGAGCCUAAAAAGGGCAUUUCAGCCACUUUGUAGCUGUUUCUGAGCAAUUUCAUUCUGGUAGCUCCGGAGACAUCCUUUGAGGUCACGGUAGGGUGGAAGAGAGCUAUUCUCUAGCCUCUAUAUUGGGAACUUGUAAUCUCGAGUUUGUGGCAGUGUCUCUACAGCUGUUGAUGUGAACUGGCAGCUCUGAUGGUGGCCCUGCAGAUGUUGCCACAGUCCUGUGCCAGUUGGAGUUGGCAGUCUGUUGUGGGAAAGGACACUACUUGUUAGCCAGUGUGAGUUAGGAUUAAAGACCGGGCAAAUAGCACUGUGAAUUCAGCUGUCAGUUUGGGUGUAAGGCAAUGCUGCUCAUUGAAAGUACUCCAGUAUUAAACCUCCUGCUGGUGUCAAUGCAUGGAGACAGGUCCUCACCAGUGCGAGAGGGUUGUGUGAGCUUGCAUCCCAGCUGGUGAAACUCGCUCAUCAGGAGAGGAUUCUGCUGGCGAAUCGUUACUUGUGAGGACUUCUCAUUGGUUUUUGCCCUCAAAUCUGUCCAUCUUACGAUCAGAAAAGUUGUGUUUUGGCUUCAUCCCCAAGGGGUAGGGGGAAACAUGUAUAAUUUGUGAUAUUAGGAAGAAAAAAGUUGUUAAAUUACUUUUCAUUUGACUGCUAUCUUAUUGUAGUUGAUACAUACAAUAUAAUAGCACUGUAUUUUAAACAUUUAGGUUUUUUUUACAUUCUCUUUAACUAUGUUUUUAAAUGCAAUAAAAUCAUUUUAGCAUUUGAAAGUUUAAA